Pristis pectinata (smalltooth sawfish) is the source of this 974-nucleotide messenger RNA. RefSeq names its product neurophysin 1-like. The record is from RefSeq and is a predicted model, not a curated record. NCBI's taxonomy places the organism in Eukaryota, Metazoa, Chordata, Chondrichthyes, Rhinopristiformes, Pristidae. Gene Ontology annotation, molecular function: neurohypophyseal hormone activity. Bases 102 to 590 code for a protein of 162 amino acids. Gene Ontology annotation, cellular component: secretory granule; extracellular region. The transcript is spliced from 3 exons.
CAGAAGAUGAAUUGGUAGAAAGUAGUGACGUCUACGGGGGAGUAUAAAUAGAGGUAACGGUCCCCGGUGCUGCAGCAAGUUAUAGCUCGGUGCUGAACGCCAUGCAGCCGCUCUCUUCCCUCGUCUGCCUCCUGUGGCUUCUUGCCCCGGCAUCAGCAUGUUUCAUCCAGAACUGUCCCAAAGGGGGUAAGAGGUCUAGCCACGGCACAGACAUCAGGGAGUGUAUUCCUUGUGGUCCUGGUAAGAAAGGCCAUUGUUUUGGAUCUAACAUCUGCUGCGGUCAGGAGAUCGGCUGCUACAUUGGAACAUCGGAAACACUGAUCUGUAAGGAGGAGGAUAAACUAUCUUCACCUUGUGAACCUGCUGGAAAGUCCUGUGGUGAAAGUGAUGGGAAAUGUGCCACAUCAGGGAUCUGCUGCACUAACGAAAGCUGCACCACAGACCCUGCUUGCCUGGAGAAUGCAGGCAAAUCGAGGCGCUCUUCCCUGGGAAGAAACUUGAGCAUGUUUGACAAUGAUGCAGUUGAUCACCUGGUGAGACUUUUGGGCCCAUAUCCCUGGAAGCCUGCUGGGAAGCAGCAGCUAAUAUAAAUUGAUAUUUAUAGUGUGCUUUCUUGUUGCCUUUGAGAACCAUUGCAGUUUAGAAGGAGCUGGAGGUAGAUCUGGGUUUAUCAAGAGGGCAGAAGCAAUUCAUGAUUGAUUAGCUAAUAUUUACAGAUCAUCAGUCUGAUUACUUUUGUUGAUUGUCAUAAAUAUACAUGAUCAAGUAGCAAUUUUAAUUAAAUCAAAUAGCAUUUUAAUUAUAUCAUUUUUAAUAGUACCAACUCAAUGUAUUAUUCACUUAAUCAGUAACAUGUCAACAGUAACAUUGAGGAAGAUAAAAUGGAUUAUUGUGUAAUGUGAAAUUGCAGUGCAAAUUGAUUGGAUCUCAUUAUCUUGGAAUUGUUUCAAAAAUCAUAUUGGUCAAAUAACAGA